AUGAUGGCUAAUGAUGAACGAAAAUUAGCUACAUCUGCAUUGAUACCAUUAGAGAUUGAUCCUACGAGUAUAUUGAGUUUAUCAAAAGGUGUCAUAUUUGAUACAAUUGUUCAUAAUAUUGAAUAUACAUUCAACAAUCGACGUACAGAUCCUUUACCAUGGAAACUUGUCGGAAUGUCUCUCAUAUGUGAUCCAAGUCGAAAUAAAAAAUAUACGCAAAAACUUCAAAAAAUGCAGUGUGUUCGAUCAGUUAUAUGUACACAAAUAUAUCAUUCAAAACUUGUAAAAACAGAAUCCGGUGCAUUAACAACACCGGGCCGAAAACUUAUCAUUCCAACUUCUCCACGUAAACGCUUGACAGGUAUUAUUAUCUGUCGAUCAAUCGAUGAAUUAUUAUAUAUGGAAUCUUCCAACACAGAUAAUGUUCAUUUUAUACAAUAUAAAUUAUUAUCAUAUGAACGUAUAGCAACACGUGAACUUGUAAAUGGACCAAAGUUACCAUCAAUUGGAGAUAAAAUUAUUAAAACUGUUUUUGAUUUUGAACUAACUCAAAAUAAUGGUUUUCCACGACAACUAUUACCUCUUGCAAUAAUAUCAUUUACAAGACAAGAAGGUUGUGAUUUAUGUUCAUCAAUUCGAAAUUUUCUUAAAUUAGAUGAACAUAAAAUAUUCGAUAAAUCAUAUCUUGUAACGACUACAAAUGCUGAAUUAGAUCGUUUACGUGAAGAGCAAGAAAGAAAAGAAGAUGCUGAAGCUGAACAAGAAUUACCGUGGGAAAAAAUGCAACCACGACAACCACUUGCUGAUUUAUCGAAAAAGAGCACCGACACUGGAAAUGCUCAACCAUCACCUAUAUCACAAAUAUAUCCACGUGUACCUCCUUUGAAAAUAAAGAUUCCUCGUCCAUCACUUGAUUCAAAAUUUCAAUGUUUACUUAAAUUGGAUAGAAUUGAUUUAUCUUUAUAUGAUAUUAGUAAUUUAAAAACUAUAUUGCAAACAAAAAAUAAAAAAUCAAAUGAAUCAUCAAUAUCAUCAGAUGUAAUCAAUAAUAAAACAAAAUCAUUUACUAUUAGUAAACCACAUGAACAUCAUAAACCAUUGAAACGUUUAAAUACUUCAGAAUCAAAAAAACAAUUAAAUCAUUCUUCAGAAGUUUUCAAAGAAAAAUCUAAUGAUAAAUCAAUAUCUACUCGUUCAUCAACAAAUAAUCUAACUUCAUCAUUGACUAAAAAUAAAAUAGAUAGAAGUUCAUCAUCUACUUCGUCAAUGUCAUCAAUGUAUAUUCCAAAACGGACAGUUGAAAAACAUAUAAUCAAAAAGAAAGUGAAACGACCUAUUUUACCACCUGAAUAUCAUUGUUCAAUAUCAUUGUCACGAAUUGAUUUAUCCAUGUACAAUCUUGAUUUACCUGCUAUUGAUACUUCUACUAGUAAUACUUCUAUGGUUAUGAAAUCGACAGUGACAACAUCAUCAUCUGACUCAACAUUAUCCGAACAGCAAGAACAAUCUGUAAAUGUACCAGUCGAACAAGAAAGUAUUCAAGAUUAUAAAUUUGAUGCCUUGAUUUCAGAUACUCUUCAACCGAUGUUUAUGACAGAACAAAAAAAAAUUGAUGAAUCCGAACAAGAAAUAAUAUCCACUGUUGAACAAUUUAAUAAUAUAGAUACAAAUGAAAUUUUACAACCUAUGAUGAAUGAAUUUCUAAUACCGUAUAUCAAUCAAGCUUUACAAAAUACUACUAAUACCGUUCUACCAUCAUCUACAGCCGAAGUUCUACAAGAAACUACCGAUAAAUCUAUGUUAUCUAUAAUCGAAGCAAUUUCAUCAUCAUCUACAACCGAAGAUCUACCACCAGCUUCUGAUGAAUCUAUGCUACCGAUAAUUGAAGCAAUUUCACCAAUAUCUACAAACGAAGAUCUACCACCAGCUUCUGAUGAAUCUAUGCUACCGAUAAUCGAAGAAAUUUCACCGAUAUCUACCAAUGAAGAUCCACCACAAACUACUAAUGAAUCUAUGUUACCUAUAAUCGAAGAAGUUACACCAGUAUCUACAAAUGAAUAUCUACCACAAACUACGAAUGAACUUUUAUCAAAUGUUAUCAAUACAACUUCAUCAGAAUCUAUGGACGCUACUAAUGAAGUUCACGUACCGACUAAAAAUGAUGUUGUACCAACCGUUCAAAAUGAAGAAAAUAUUCAACCGAUAUCACCUUCUCCAUGUAUUACUUAUUCUCCAGAAUUACCACCACUUGAUGAUGAUCCAGUAGUAUUUUCAGUCGAAAGUUUACCGAUUCCUGUAAUGGAUAAUUCAGAUAUAGUUUCGCAAGAUUGUAUCAUUAUUGUACCAUGUUCAGAUGACGAAGACGAUUUUGACGAUGAAGAAAUAAAUAAAAAUAAUACAGAUAAUCGAAUUCUUGAAUCUUCAUCUUCACCAUCUAAAACAAAUAUUUCUCCUGUCAUAUCUAAUCCAUCAUUAAAACGAGUUCUAACAAAUACAGGUUCUUUAAAUUCUCAUCGUUCAUCAACAUCAUCAUGUUCAUCAAUAUCUACAUCUAUUCUUCAUACUCACAGUCCUCGAUUACCACUUCAUUUAAUUGAAAUUAUUAUACCACAAAAAAUUUUAAAUAAAAAACAACAUAGAUCAAAUCAAACAAUAAAUUUUAAUCGAUUUAAUUUACAUAUACCAUUAUUUGUACAUGAACCAUUAAUUGAUCCUCGUUUAAUGUAUCGUUUACAAGCUUUAACAACAGAUCUUCGUUGGCCUAGUCCUUGUAAUCAAUGUUCAAUAUCAACUCAGCUAUCACCAUUAUGUCAUUCUUCAACACAAAUGAUAUCAUGUGAACAAAAAUGUGUAUCUGAAUUUAUUGAUCCACGUCGUGAAUCAUUAAAACAAGCUAUAUUAAAUAUAAUAUAUCAACGUUUAAAAAUAUUAAUGCCACAUUUAUUCAUAAUAAAUAUGAAUCAAAUUCAAACACUUUUAUUUGAACAAACUAUAUUUAAAACCAAUUGUUCAAUACAUCUUGAAUAUCUUUUACAUAAAAUAAAAAUAAUUGAUGAUAUGAAUUUUUUUCAUAUGAUUAAAAGUUAUGAUGAAUUUCAAUUAUCAUCUUCUCUCUUACAACUUAUUUUUACUUAA
Molecule: messenger RNA, 3135 nt
Organism: Rotaria sp. Silwood1
Lineage: Eukaryota; Metazoa; Rotifera; Eurotatoria; Philodinida; Philodinidae
Source: the annotation of a GenBank genome assembly